This is a messenger RNA of Perkinsus marinus ATCC 50983, 1038 nucleotides long. RefSeq names its product Tropomyosin, putative. The transcript has 9 exons. Bases 1 to 1038 code for a protein of 345 amino acids. Lineage: Eukaryota; Perkinsozoa; Perkinsida; Perkinsidae. The record is from RefSeq and is a predicted model, not a curated record.
AUGUUAGGAAAGCACGUCUAUUCUCAAGUAGCCACUUACAAUAGGAAAACUUCGCGAAUUUUGGACGUACAUCGUAACAUGGACUUCCUCCUUCGUGGUCAAGCUGCGCUCCGGAUAUUAUCGGACGACUUAUCGGUAGCAGUAACCGAAGCUCGAGGAGAGCUGAAGCGUUCUGAAGCACGGCUUGACGAGGAAGAACGGUUUGCUGGCGAACUAAGAAAGCUGGAGGUUGACAUUGAGAUGAGAGAGUCUGCCCUCGUUGAUCGUCGGGAUGAGGUUGCUUCGUUGCGAAGCGUGGAGGAAUCAGUGCAGGAGAAGUUACGAAAGUGUAAAGGAGAGCAUGAGAAGGAAAAGAAAAGUCUGCAAGAGCAGCUGAUGUCUCGUCGAGCAACGAAGAGAAAGCUCAACGCUGCUAUGAGUGCGGCCAAGUCGAAUCUCGCUACAGUGCGUCGCCGAGUUAGGAGCUGCCAGCACUCACUGGAAGUCGCUCAUUCCGAUUUAGAUGUCUAUGAGAAAGUGCUUGAUGAGGUUCCCGACAUUAUGACCGACCUUACAAAUGGCGAACGAGAAACAUGGCAGAAGCGAGAGGAUUUGGAACGCCAAUUGGUGGUGACACUGGACAGACUGAGCGGAACCAAUCACCAAAUGGGGUCUGUGAGAAGUACCAGAGCUCAUGGAAUCGACGGUCGUAAGGAUUGCUUACGGCGAGAAAAGAAUGUAGGGGAAUGCGCCAGCACACUUCAUCCUGGAGCUCAGGAGCUGGACCAACUCGCGCAGCACCUUGACGUGAUGCAAGAGUAUAUUGGCGACUUUCGACAGCGCAGACAGAGUGGGAGUUCUGUGGCAGGGAAGGAGACAGCGGUGCCCGAUGAGAGUUUGGAUGAACUUGCUCAGAUGGAGCGCGGCUUUUUCGCGAACGCAGCGCAACUGCAGGCUAACGAAAGGGAGUUGGAGGCGCUAGCGAGAAAAACUGAUAAGUUGAAAGAGGAGCUUAUUGCUAGGCAUAAGAGGAAGGUCGGGCACUAUUGCGGUCUGUGA